UUUUCUCAGUUCAGACACAAUCGAGGUUCGAUUUUCUCCUCUCUCUCUCUCUCUCUCUACGCUCUUCAACCAUACUGUUCAUCAAGUGACUCUCCUAUUAGAGUCCACAAGAAAGAAAAGAAAAGAGAGAGAGAGAGAAAGAGAUUUGAGAGAACAUGAGUGUUUCUUUAACAGUGAUGACCUUCAAUCUUCAUGAGGAUCAGCCACCAGACAGUCCUAAUUCAUGGGAGAAGAGGAGGGAUUUGUGUAUCAGCGUCAUCACCAGCUACUCCCCAAUGAUCCUCUGUACCCAACAAGGAGUGCAAUCCCAAUUGGAUUAUAUUCAGCAGGGCUUGCCAGGUUACGCUCAAUUUGGAAUAUCAAGGAAAGGAUCCCAAGACACUUCAGAUGAACAUUGCACCAUCUUCUAUGACAAGGAGAAGGUAGAGCUGGUAGAAGGUGGAACUUUCUGGUUGUCAGAGUCGCCUUCUGUUCCUGGAAGCAUGUCAUGGGGUUCUGAUGUUCCAUGUAUUGCAACAUGGGUGACAUUCCAAUUGAAACGAGUCGAGCCACCGGGGUUUUCCUUCCAGAUCGUCAAUACAAAUAUGGAUCAGUUCAGUCCUCGUGCUCGUAGACGAAGUGCUUUACUCACAUGGCAGCACAUUGCAUCCCUACCUCCUAGCUUACCAGUUGUCUACUGCGGAGGAUUCAACACACCCAAGGAAUCAACUACAGGGCGUUUUCUUCUUGGGAGAUCAAGAGAGCAUGGCGUAGUGGGGGAUAUGAGGGAUGCAUGGCCCAAUGCCCGUGUAAGGAAAAAUGUUUCUCUCAUACGCACUUUCCAUGGAUUCAAAGGUGACAAACAGGGAGCUCUUGAAUAUUUCAAGUUGAUUUUCAGAGCUCUGUGCCUUUGCUGGGAUCGUCAAACUCAGGAUCUACACAUUGAUUGGAUUCUCUUCAGAGGUAGAUCUUUGAUUCCUGUUUCUUGUGAAGUGGUGAAUGAUAACAUUGAUGGAUACUACCCAUCCUCCCACUAUCCCAUAUUUGCCGAGUUUAUGCUUCCUCGUACCGUGCGACUGCUUGAAUCACCUACUCAAGAGGAAAACUAAAAUGCUAUUUGUUUUGAAUCUUUCCCCUCCCCACCUACCGUCUACUUAGCAUUAAGGAUACUAUUCAUUGUUGGCAAGAUUAGGUACCCUACCCCUUUCAAGCACAUUUUGUAUUGUUGUGCAAGGAUCUUCAUUUGAUGUGCUUUAAAAUAUAUAAUUUCAUCUGAAUCUCUCAAAAGUUGUUCUUUGUCUCUAAACCUCAAAAGACUCGUAGAAUGGAACUUGGUUCA
This is a messenger RNA of Corylus avellana, 1318 nucleotides long. NCBI's taxonomy places the organism in Eukaryota, Viridiplantae, Streptophyta, Magnoliopsida, Fagales, Betulaceae. The record is from RefSeq and is a predicted model, not a curated record.